This is a messenger RNA of Chrysemys picta bellii (western painted turtle), 1167 nucleotides long. RefSeq names its product taste receptor type 2 member 7-like. The record is from RefSeq and is a predicted model, not a curated record. Lineage: Eukaryota; Metazoa; Chordata; Testudines; Emydidae. Gene Ontology annotation, biological process: sensory perception of taste; detection of chemical stimulus involved in sensory perception of bitter taste; G protein-coupled receptor signaling pathway. Gene Ontology annotation, cellular component: membrane. Gene Ontology annotation, molecular function: G protein-coupled receptor activity; bitter taste receptor activity.
GUAACAGAAUCCUUCUGGAGAUUUGCAUCCCUAUGAAUGCAGUUCCUACCCUUAGAAAAAGCUUAAACCAACAGUGUCAUUACCAGACACAUCCCAGCAGACCAGCACAAGAGUCACAAUUUCCCUUUUUGCAGUUUUUCCAAGAACAGAAGAAUCACCGCAGGUUUGGAAAACAACAGUUAGAAAGAUGCUUACUCCAGUUGGUCUCAUCUCUAUGAUACUUUUGGGACUUGAGUCCCUUGUUGCAAGCCUGGGAAAUGGAUUUAUUAUAGUUGUGAUUUUCAUUGGCUGGAUCAAAAGCAGAAAGGUGGCCUCCUGUGAGCUCAUUCUGACCUCCCUGAGUAUCUCCAGGUUUCUCCUACAAUGGAUUGUAAUGCUGAGCAACGUCAUCUAUAUCGUUUUUCCAAGGACUUCUGCACUAGGAUGCAAACACAAAGGAUUCGGAAUCCUGUGGAAUUUUCUAAACAUGGUCAGUCUCUGGUGUGCCGCCUGGCUUAGCGUCUUCUACUCUGUAAAGAUUGCCAACUUCACCCGACCCUUCUUUCUCUGGUUGAAGCUGAGAAUUGCUUGGCUGGUGCCAAGGCUGCUCCUGGGGUCCCUGAUGGUUUCCUUGGUCAGUACCAUCCCAUUAGUCUGGACUGAUGUUGGGUUUGAUCUGUGCAACUCAAGAAAAAUCCCAGAAGGAAAUACAACCUUGAAUGAUACUAAGGAUAUCCCAUAUCUCUUCUUUAUGCCUAUGGAAAUCAUUGUAUCUGCCAUCCCUUUCAUCAUAUUCUUGUUUUCAUCCAUCCUAUUGCUCAUCUCUCAAUGGAAACACACCAAGAAAAUGAAAAACAAUGUUACUGGUUUGAAAGAUCUCAGUGUGGCAGCCCACACCAAUGCCAUGAAAUCUCUGCUCUCCUUUUUUAUCCUCUUCAUUAUAUAUUUUGUGACUAUAAUAGUCAUCUUGGCAGGCACAAUCAGAUUUCAAAACCCUGCCCGUUUAUCUUAUGAAGUUCUACUUUCUGCAUAUCCUUCUGGACACCCCAUUGUUUUGGUUCUGACCAAUCCAAAACUGAAACAGUUGUCAGUGAAGAUUCUGCAUCAAAUCAAAUGCCAACUAAGAGAAGGGACUUCAUAAAUCCUAUUACAACACCCCAAAGAGGGGCCCUUUCACUCGCAUCCAAC